Molecule: messenger RNA, 2618 nt
Organism: Neltuma alba
Lineage: Eukaryota; Viridiplantae; Streptophyta; Magnoliopsida; Fabales; Fabaceae
Product: ATP-dependent zinc metalloprotease FTSH, chloroplastic
Exons: 5
Coding region: 168-2324 (718 amino acids)
Biological process (GO): proteolysis
Cellular component (GO): chloroplast thylakoid membrane
Molecular function (GO): metalloendopeptidase activity; ATP hydrolysis activity; ATP-dependent peptidase activity
Source: RefSeq, a predicted model, not a curated record
UGCGGGGCUUUUAUCCUCGGCCUUAGGAUUUCUUGGGUUAUUAUAUAUCUGUUUUAGUCACCAUCGUUUUGUGGCGCAGACCCCCGACUCUGUUUCCAGAUAGAAGGAUAUUAUUUUGAGAGCUCGAACUCAGCACAUAGUGUGGAGAGAAGGAGCGAGCCAUAAUCAUGGCUUUUACCACCAAUUCUCUCCUUUCUUCUCCCUUUCUUGGGAGCCAGGUCCUAUUAUCGCCCCCCACCCCAAAAACAAGCAAAUCAUCUGUUCCUCUUCCGCUUUUCUUCAAGAGAAGGAUUUUGAACUCCCAAAACAGUUUUAGCAGGAAGCGUGAUUCUAAACAUUUGAAUUUGAAAUCCUUACCUUCCCAAGCUUCUUUAGCUGCUCUAAUCUUCUCCUCUGUUACCCCUCAAGCUCUAGCUGCUGACGCCGACAAUCUCAACCCUCCUCCGGCACCUCCUGUAAUUGAGGCACAACCCACCAAACCAAACUCUUCCAAUUCCUCCCCUUUUGCUCAAAAUCUUCUUCUUACGGCCCCCAAACCUCAAUCUCAAGCCUCUUCAGAUCUCCCGGAAGGUAGCCAAUGGCGUUACAGCGAGUUCUUGAGUGCCGUCAAGAAGGGCAAGGUCGAGAGAGUCAGGUUCAGCAAAGAUGGUUCUGCCCUUCAACUCACCGCCGUCGAUGGCCGCCGCGCCACCGUCAUCGUACCCAAUGACCCGGACCUCAUCGAUAUUCUAGCCAUGAAUGGUGUCGAUAUUUCUGUCUCCGAAGGUGAUUCGGGUAAUGGGCUGUUUAAUUUCAUUGGCAAUUUGUUGUUCCCAUUCCUUGCAUUUGCUGGGCUGUUCUUACUCUUUCGCCGAGCACAAGGAGGACCUGGUGGUCCUGGUGGUCUCGGUGGACCCAUGGAUUUUGGGCGAUCAAAGUCCAAAUUCCAGGAAGUUCCAGAAACCGGUGUGACCUUCGCUGAUGUUGCCGGAGCUGACCAAGCAAAAUUGGAGUUGCAGGAGGUUGUUGAUUUUCUGAAAAACCCUGAUAAGUACACUGCCCUCGGAGCUAAGAUUCCCAAAGGAUGCCUUCUAGUUGGACCACCCGGGACUGGAAAAACCCUUUUGGCUAGAGCAGUCGCCGGCGAGGCUGGGGUGCCAUUCUUUUCUUGUGCAGCUUCAGAAUUUGUCGAAUUGUUUGUCGGAGUUGGUGCAUCUAGAGUGCGAGAUUUGUUUGAGAAGGCGAAGUCCAAGGCACCAUGCAUUGUAUUUAUUGAUGAAAUUGAUGCUGUGGGGAGGCAGAGAGGGGCUGGUCUGGGAGGUGGGAAUGAUGAGAGGGAGCAAACAAUUAAUCAGUUAUUGACAGAAAUGGAUGGAUUUUCUGGUAAUUCAGGUGUCAUAGUUUUGGCUGCAACAAACAGACCAGACGUUCUUGAUUCAGCAUUGCUAAGGCCUGGAAGGUUUGAUAGGCAAGUGACUGUGGACAGACCCGACGUUGCGGGUAGAGUUAAAAUCCUUCAGGUGCAUUCUAGAGGAAAAGCUCUUGCAAAGGAUGUUGACUUUGAAAAAAUUGCCAGAAGAACCCCAGGAUUCACAGGGGCUGAUCUACAGAAUUUAAUGAAUGAAGCAGCUAUUCUUGCUGCUCGGCGAGACCUCAAGGAAAUAAGCAAAGAUGAGAUAUCUGACGCACUUGAAAGGAUCAUUGCUGGACCAGAGAAGAAAAAUGCUGUUGUCUCAGAUGAGAAGAAAAAACUAGUAGCUUACCAUGAGGCUGGCCACGCCCUAGUUGGUGCUUUGAUGCCUGAAUAUGACCCUGUGGCCAAAAUAUCUAUUAUUCCUCGUGGCCAAGCUGGUGGGCUCACAUUUUUUGCUCCCAGCGAAGAGAGGCUUGAGUCUGGACUGUACAGUAGAAGCUACUUGGAAAAUCAAAUGGCAGUUGCUCUGGGUGGAAGGGUUGCUGAAGAGGUAAUAUUUGGAGAGGAGAAUGUUACAACCGGAGCAUCAAACGACUUCAUGCAAGUUUCGAGGGUUGCGAGACAGAUGGUUGAGAGGUUCGGGUUCAGCAAAAAGAUAGGUCAAGUUGCCAUUGGAGGACCUGGCGGAAACCCAUUUUUGGGCCAACAGAUGUCAACCCAGAAAGAUUACUCAAUGGCUACUGCAGAUAUUGUGGACGCAGAGGUGAGGGAGCUGGUGGAGAGAGCCUAUGCAAGGGCAAAGCAAAUCAUCACAACACACAGUGACAUCCUUCACAAGCUUGCUCAGCUUCUCAUCGAGAAAGAAACUGUGGAUGGUGAAGAGUUCAUGAGUCUGUUCAUUGACGGAAAAGCUGAAUUAUAUGUUGCAUAAAUAUGUAUAUACCUAAACUUAGCCAUGUUUGUUCCAUGACCAUAAGGUUAGCAGAUACUUGUACACACUAAGAGUCAAUUCAAUUUUCCACCAUAGUUGAACGAAAGAAAGGUAAAAAGGUUGGGAAACAUUACAUUAGCUCUUGUAAUUAGAUUUCGGUGGCGCCUCCUUUUUUUAUACUCCUGGAAAGUUUACAGAAUGUUAAUUCUGGGACAUUUAGCGGGGAAGUGGAAUGGAUGAGCAAGAAAAACAUGCCUUUUCACAGAAGUUUAAUGUCAAAAUGUAUUCCUUGUA